CCCAAGUCUGUCAUCGUUAGGCGAUACCAAGAAACCGGUAACCACAGCAGCAAAUAGGCAUUGUGGGACUCUUCAGCACAAUGUAACUCUUUCCGUAAUUCCAAAGAGCUGGGAUGCGCCGCUGCCUCAGUUGACGCUACGCCAGCGUCGCAUUCGCCCCAAGUCGCCGCGCAAAGGCGCCAAAGCAACGCUAAUCGACUAGAUAUUGACAAAGUCGCAGCAACUGAGAAAAAAGAAGACCCUCUUGCCAGCUAGCUUGAUGCUACCAUAUCGUUGGAAAACAUGGGCCCAGUAUCUGUUAAAGGGGGCAUCGUGGCCGUUCCGGCGCGCGAUGCGCUACGAUGAACCCGUCUAGUCGAUCUACGCUAUACUAUACUACAGCAAAACAGUACCCGGAAAUGAUCUCGAGUCAUGCAAGAUAAUAUAGAACAACAUAAUAAUCACUCGCCUCAGCAUCUGGAGCUCCCGCCCAUCGAAGACGCGAAGUCUCGUUUGGGCAGUACGGCCAGUUCCAGCUCUGCUGGUGCUGAUACGAUCCAGGUCGAAAAAGAUGAAGCUCAUAUGAGCGCCGUCGCCGAACACGACGAUGAACAACACCAGUUUGAAAACGAAGAUGACGAUGAUCACGAGGAUGAAGAAGACUUUGAUUAUCUUCACCCUGUAUCUCGAAGCAGAGCAAUCGCUCUUGUCGCGACGCUUACCGGCGCAUCGUUCCUUAAUACUGUUGCUAUACAGAGCAUAGUAAUAAUGGUCCCGACACUGAGCCGUGAAUUGAAAAUUCCGGAGACAAGCCAGCAGUGGAUGGUCUCCUCAUAUUCGCUAACUUUUGGCUGCUUCCUCCUCUUCUGGGGCCGAAUUGCCGAUAUUUAUGGAAAGCGCCUCAUUUUCAUUCUUGGAUCUCUGUGGGUCAGCAUAGUAUGCGCCGCGACAAUAUUCGCCCCUCACGAAGUAGUCUUUGAUAUUCUUCGAGCCUUGCAUGGUUUAGGUGCCGCUGCGAAUGUACCAACCGCCAUAGGUAUCCUGGGAAGCACGUUUCCGCCGGGUAUAUCGAAGAAUUACGCAUUCAGCGCAUACGCUGCCGGCGCACCGUUGGGCGGCAUCUUUGGCAACAUUUUAUCCGGAGUCAUCAUCCAAUAUGCCAGUUGGAAAUGGGUUUUUGGCAUAUUCUCAAUCAUUGCUGGCAUAAUAACAGUAGCAGGAAUAUUUGUGAUCCCCAAAUCCUCGCCGUUGCUAUCAUCCCGACAGUUGGUACACAACUUGCGCCAACCUCCUUCAGUAGACUGGAUUGGCGCCAUUCUCGUCGCUUCUGGCUUGAUCGUCCUCACUUAUGCCUUGACCGAAGGUAACAUCGUCGGAUGGAGUACACCGUGGGUAUCGGGGGCGAUUGCUGGGUCAUGUAUGGUUUUAGCCAUCUUCAUAUUCUGGCAGCUACAUCUCGAGCGUAGAGCUGGCGAGAACGGCUCCCGCCCACCGCUUGUGAAGCUUUCCAUCUUUCGAAACGUCCGCUUCAGUGCCGUCAUGGUCAUAGCCGCAUUCUUUUUCACAUCAUUUAGCAAUUACUUGCUAUACGCGACGUAUUACUUCCAGUACUAUCAAGACCUAUCGCCAAUCAGCACAGUCCUUCGCUUCUUGCCAACAGGUAUCCUGGGAGUCAUUAUGAUUAUCAUUGUGGCUAAGCUCCUGGGUCGCUUGCCAACGGUAUUCAUCCUUGGAUUCGGCACCUUGUGCGGCUCGAUAGCGUGUCUUUUAUUUGCGGUACCAAUUCCCCCAGAGACCACGUAUUUCGCCUGGGCAUUCUUCGCCAUGAUACUGGCUGUCAUUGGGGUCGACACAGCAUGGCCAUGUCUUACCCUUUAUACAUCGCAAUCACUACCCCCUGAGGACCAGGCUGUCGGUGGUGCACUCAUUAACUCGAUAGGCCAAUUCGGUCGAGCUAUCGGUUUAGCCGUGGUAACCUCUAUUCAGUCAGCCGUCAUGGCAGGCGAACGAGAGUUACCUCUCGAGCAGGCCUUUCAUAUGAAGCCUCAUGACGAUGCGACCCUAUCAGGAAUCCGAGGAGCCAGCUGGGCAAAUUUUGGGUUUGGAAUACUUGGGUUUAUCGUUGUAAUCCUGACAUUCUGCAACAUGGAAAUUAUUGGCAAGUCAGUGACGAUACGAAGGUCUUAUGAUGAGAAUAUUCCUGAAUCGGCGGACCCCUGAUGUGGUGUUGUGUAGCUGGAUAUGAAAGUUUGAUUUAUGGAACGGCCGGC
Molecule: messenger RNA, 2249 nt
Organism: [Torrubiella] hemipterigena
Lineage: Eukaryota; Fungi; Ascomycota; Sordariomycetes; Hypocreales; Clavicipitaceae
Source: the annotation of a GenBank genome assembly